Anarrhichthys ocellatus (wolf-eel) is the source of this 1089-nucleotide messenger RNA. It is a transcript of the gene prpf38a, whose product is annotated as pre-mRNA processing factor 38A. NCBI's taxonomy places the organism in Eukaryota, Metazoa, Chordata, Actinopteri, Perciformes, Anarhichadidae. Bases 65 to 997 code for a protein of 310 amino acids. The record is from RefSeq and is a predicted model, not a curated record. The transcript has 10 exons.
GGUGUUGGAUCGCAGGCUGUCGCUGUUCUGCCCAUGCUAGCCGAGUAAUUCAUUCUUCAUUCCGAUGGCAAACAGAACUGUUAAAGAUGCGAAUAGCAUACACGGGACCAACCCGCAGUAUCUGGUGGAGAAAAUCAUCCGGACUCGAAUCUACGAGUCUAAAUACUGGAAGGAGGAGUGCUUCGGUCUGACCGCUGAGCUGGUUGUUGACAAAGCUAUGGAGUUGAAGUAUGUCGGUGGAGUGUUUGGAGGAAACAUAAAGCCCACUCCUUUCCUCUGCCUCACGCUGAAGAUGCUGCAGAUUCAACCUGAAAAAGACAUCAUUGUAGAGUUCAUCAAAAAUGAGGAUUUCAAAUAUGUUCGUUUACUUGGGGCGAUGUACAUGAGGUUAACUGGCACUGCAGUGGAUUGCUACAAAUAUCUGGAGCCGCUGUACAACGAUUACCGAAGAGUCAAGAGUCAGAACCGAAAUGGGGAGUUUGAGUUGAUGCACGUGGACGAGUUCAUUGAUGAGCUUCUUCAUGCAGAAAGGAUGUGUGACAUCAUUCUGCCCCGACUUCAGAAAAGACACGUCCUCGAGGAGGCUGAGAUGUUGGAUCCACGUAUCAGCGCUCUGGAGGAAGAUCUGGAUGAGGUGGAGAGCAGUGAAGAAGAUGAGGAGGAAGAGAAGCCGGAGAGACUCCAGACCCCUGAGCCCCACAGACGGCGGGACGGUUACCGUGACAACGACCGGCCUCGACGCUCUCCGUCGCCUCGUUACAGACGCAGUCGCUCACCCAGACGGAGGAGCAGAUCUCCAAAGAGGCGAAGCCCGUCGCCCCGGAGAGACCGCCAUCGCAGCAAGAGCCCCCGCCGACACCGCAGCCGGUCCAGAGACAGACGCCACCGCUCCAAAUCUCCAGGUCACCACAGAAGCCACAGACAUCGCAGCCACUCAAAGUCCCCAGAGAGGAGUUCAAAAAAGAGUCACAAGAAGAGUCGAAGAGGAAACGAGUGAUCUCCCUUUCCUCUAUUCUUACUUUACCUCUGAACUGUCAGAGAGCUUUGCGUCUAACUAUUGUACGAAAUGCGAUGACCAUUUUUUUAUUU